Messenger RNA from Spinacia oleracea (spinach), 1977 nucleotides. RefSeq lists its product as uncharacterized. The coding region runs from base 868 to 1977 and encodes 369 amino acids. The transcript is spliced from 2 exons. NCBI's taxonomy places the organism in Eukaryota, Viridiplantae, Streptophyta, Magnoliopsida, Caryophyllales, Amaranthaceae. The record is from RefSeq and is a predicted model, not a curated record.
GCUUAGCCUGCAGGAAGCGUUAAGGGUACAUCAUUAGUUAUCAUGGUUAGAUAUUAAGUGCCAAUCAUUAACUCCAAAAUUCAAGUGCUUGUGUUUCAGAAAAAGAUCUUCAAAAAAUAGUCAAUUAGCAGUUCAGAAUUAUGAAACAAGAAACCAUCGCAAAGGCACGAGGAAGAAACCAUAUUAACAUUUCUCAAGAUAUCAGAGACUCAAAUGCAAGAAGUUAUUGCUGCUUGCAGUUUCCAUGCAAUAUGAAUUGUUGGACUGCCAUGAUGUACAAGCAGUUGCUGCCUAGUUAACUCAGAUCUUGUCCGGUGGUGUGUUAAGGCACAAAUGAUAAUACACUAAGUCAAUGAUUGCAAAAUGUUGACUUUAGUCAGUUAGUUAGUUAAGAGUUUGUUAGCUGUUAUAACAAACUUGAUGACAUGGCAUUGUAUUGUAUAAAUUCGAUAUUGCAUUGUAUAAGUACUGAUAAGCUGAUUGUGAUCAGUUAUCAAAUAACAAAAUAAAAUCCUAAUUCCUAUCUUUCUCUCUCUGAUUCUUCGUACUCUCAUUCUUCUCUCUUCUUCUUCUUUUCUCUUAUCUUCUAUUCUUUCCUUCUUCUUAGUUCUUCUUGACUUGAUCAGCAAGAAAUUGAUCAAAGAUAUUGAUCAAAGCAGUCACACUUAAGGUGACUGCAACAUUGGUAUCAGAGCAACUAUUGACAUCAAACAAUCUUUGAUGAUCUCAGAUAAGACCUUGGGAAAUCAAUUCUGAAAAAAAAAUAAAAAUAAAGAGAUUUUCGCAUUAGCAAUUAGAAAUUGAUCAAUUUGGUUGAAAUUGAUUGUUGAGCAAUUCCUUAAACUGGCGCCUGCAACUCGAAAAGUGAUGGAGGAUCACUUGAAGCAGCUUGAGGAAAGAUUACAUGAGCAGUCUGUAAGGGUGGAAACACAAUCUGCACAGAUUCUGGAUCAAUCAAGAAAGAUUGAUGACAUGCUAGCUGUGAUGAUGGAAAUGAAGAAUCAAUGGAAGGAUUCAACUCCUACAGGUUCUAGGAGUGGAGGUAAUCAUGAAACUAAUUCAUUACAGAAAUCUUUAGGAUAUAAUCCAAAGUUGUCAUUUCCUAAAUUUGAUGGUACUAAUUGCAGAAUCUGGAUUAGAAAAUGUAGCAAGUACUUUAACUUGUGUAAAAUUGCUGAUGAUCAAAAGGUUGAUUUAGCUUCUUUAAACAUGACUCAUAAGGCUGAGAGUUGGGUUAGUAGUUAUUUGUCUGCUAGAGGACAUGUGGAAUGGCAUGAAUUUUGUCUUGACUUGGCUGCUAGAUUUAAAGAUACUAGGGGUACCAAUUCUGUAGAAAAGUUUAAUAAGUUGACACAAACUGAUUCAAUUGAGACAUAUCUGGAUGAGUUUGAAGAUUUGAAAUCUGGUGUACUGCAAACCCAUCACAAUUUGCCUGAAGAGUUCAUAUUAGAUAGCUUUAUUGGGGGUCUUGAUCCAGUAGUGAAACCCUUUGUGAAAGCUUUCAAACCUAAUACUAUAGCUGAGGCUGUGGAGUUUGCAAGAUUACAGGAAGAACAGAAUUUAGCUUUAAACCAAAAACCAGCCAAAACACAUUCAUACUCACAAAAUUACAAAGCCAUACAAGCUGUCCCUUUGAAUGUCAGUAAACCAGCCUUGUUACCCACUCCAUCUACAAAACCUAUCCCACUACCCAUCACUAAGUUUCACAAUAGACCAAACAGAAAUUUUAGACAUGUACCUGCUGAUGUGAGGGCUGAGAAAAUAGCAAAAGUCCUUUGUUACUACUGUGAUCAGCAUUAUGAUAGGAAUCAUAAAUGUCAAUUCAAGGAACCACGACUAUUUACUGUGGAGAUUGCUGGCAGUAGUGAGGAUAAAGCAGAUAGCAAUAGUGAUCUAGAAGCUGAAACAGAUGAAGAUGAGGAUGUGAAUGAACCAGUUCUGUCACUGAAUGCACUAUCAGGAAACCAAAACUUUUAA